AACACAUCGUCUGCAUCUAACCGUAUAGUUUCAAGUUCAAAUCAACACUUUAUUGACUAGAAUAUCCAUUUAGGAUUAUUACCAUGAAAAAUAGUGAUUGAUUAAUUACAAGUGAAAAUGAAAUUAAUUAUUUUAUGCUUUUUAUUCCUAUCGUUUAAACAAACCAUAGGAGACUUUGUCUGUCCACCUGAAGCGACGGAUAAUUUUCUUCCUGAUCCAAACAAUUGUGAAGUCUUCUAUCGAUGUUCUCAUGGACAAAAGUUUAGCUUUACAUGUGGACCUGGGACAGUAUUUAACCCAUCAACAAAUAACUGUGACUGGCCAUCGUCUGUAGGAUGUAAUCCAGAGUCGGGUAGAUACAAAAACCAGCAACCUGGUUAUCAACAACCAAAUCCUCCUCAACCAAAUUAUCCUUAUGACAAUGAUUACUACAAUCAAAAUAGGCAAGUUGUUCCUGAAAGAAAUGUGAAGCCAGUGUCCAAUCAAAACAAUCCAUGGGACACUGGUGCCUAUCGAGGGUCUGAUGUUGGUGUAAAUGGUGGUUCAUCCAGUCAAAAGGGACAACGUGAAUCAACAGGGAAUUAUGAUGUUGGACCGAGUAGCAGUUCUGAGAGUAAAACAGAGAUUUGGAACCCAGGUUAUCCAAGUUCAGGAAGACAAGGUGUUCGUAAUGAAGUGAGACCAGAGGAGCAAAAUCAACCUUAUGGAACAACAAGUAGACCUAGAAAUCCUGGUUUUGAUAGUAAUCGUGGAAAUGAAGAUCAACAACAAGGCAAUCAAAAGAAACUUGUGAAUGAGAGACCAAAUCCAUGGGAAGAAAGAAAUUCUGCCAACAGAAAUCCAGAUAACAGACAAGGAGUUAGAGGUAAUCAAAAUAAACCUUAUAAUCCCCAGCCGAAUGCGAGAUAUGAUGAUGAUAAUGAUGACAAGUUAGAUGAACGUUCAUUUAGGGUAAGAGGUAAACCAAAUACCGAAAAUGAACCCAAAUCUAUUGAGUCUGAUGGUAAGCAUCCAUGGAAAGUACCAACUCCUCGAAAAGAUUCAUCAGUUGACUGGAAUGAAAUGACAUCUAAAUCACCUUUAGAUUCAGAAAAUGUGAACAAAGUGUAUGAUGAUCCAUAUUCACCAACAUCGCCAAGCUCAGCUAAUAUCGAAACAUGGCAAAAGCCUGUAGCAGGUCGUAAUCAUCCAACAGUUGAUAAACCGUACCAAACACAAGAUCCUUUCAAUGGUCCAAAGUCUCAAGGUUAUAAUCCUUACAGCAGAGAUCAAACAAACUCAAGAAAUAGAUAUCAAAAUCCAUCUCAAGGCGAAGCAACUUCAAGUUUACCUGAUAGUCCAAUAGUUUAUCGUCCUUCACCGAACUCACGAAACCAAGAUCGAGAUAAUCGAGUCAAUACACCAAGACCAGAUGAUCGAAGAAACAAAGUACAGGAAAAGGAAUCUUGGGAACCCGAACGAGUUCCUUCUUUUUCUAAAAAUAUUGAGCCUUCUCCUGAUCUUGCACGCGAUCCUAAUGAGCGUAAACAAGGUAAACCUCAACAAGGCACUAAUGAACCAAGGGAACAAAACCGUUGGGUUAACCCAAAAAGUAGACAAGAUCAAAAUCCAAAUGAACGCUUUGAUAACCAACGUCUAACCCCAGCACAAAAGUACAAUAAAGACACAAACAAAGAUGCAGAUGAUUUAAAUCAAUCACAACAAUCGAAACGAACCAAACCAGAUGAUCGAUGGAAUAAAAAUGAACCUCCUUAUAGAAGAGAAGAAGAUGUUUGGAAUCAGAGAAACAGAAAUCCUUACAAUUCGCAGGACAGAGAUGGAAGUGCUUAUGGUUCACCGGAGAGAAACACCGAUUCAAAUAGAGAUGAUCCAGCGACUCAAACACAAUGGUAUCGACCAAAAUUGACAACGACAACAACUGAAGCACCCCAAUAUGAAACUCCAUUGCGUUCAUAUGAUAACAGAUGGAGAGAUCCUAAUGCGUCAACUUCACCUUAUGCUGAUAAACGUCCUGAAGCGAGAUCUAAUCCAAACCCAAGACCAGUUUAUCGUCCAGAUAGACGACAAGGUGAACUCAGACCAGUGCCAAGUAACCAAAGACAAAACCAAGGUGGACAAAGGUUACCUCCAAGUAAAACCAAUAAUGAUCGGUUGAAUCAAGACAACUAUCAAAACAGACAAAAUCCAAUCAAAGAGGAUCCUCGUGAUGUACAGCAAAAAGAAGAUGAUUUUCAAACUUUCCAGUCAAGCAAUAUUGAGCCAAGAUUUCCUGAUGAAUCUGAAGUUGCUCAGGUGAUGAAUGAUAUGUACGUAAAUGAUCCUUACUCAAUGCCUGAUUUGAUGACGAAUCUUCCAUGUAAUGAAACAACUCUGCCUGACUGUGAUAAAUGCCAAAAAUUGAGAUGGCUCAAGUUAAACCAAGUUACUCUUAAAUCGCAACCUGAUGAAGCAAUCAAAACCUUGCCUGAAUACAUUGCAACCGAUUGUUUCCGACGUUGCCAUUCACAAGGCUGUGUCGCUUACACCUACAAUAAAGGCAAAGGUCAUUGUAAACUCUAUUAUGGAGCAGUUCAUGAAAGCAACAUUGGAUCAGAUUCUGAUUAUAUAACAGUUAUCAAAGAGCCCACUUCAGUUUUAAUAGCAGACCAAUGGUUGUACACUGAUAACUCAGAGCCAGUUGGAAAAGACAUGGGACAGUUCACAUCAGAUGAUUCAAUUAGUUGCCUUCGUGCCUGUGUCAAUGUUGGUGAUCAUUGUAAAGCUGUAAGCUACAACUCUGCCAGUCAACUGUGCAAAAUUUACGAUUCAAUGAAUGGUGAACAUUUAACUUUGACUGGAGGAGGAAUAAUUACAUUACAACACAAAAGCAUUCACAAUAAAGACGAUUCUUGGAGAUUUUCAUCUUUAGGAGCUAAAAAAUUCAACACAAGCAUACCAAUCACGUCUUUUGCUAUUCGAGAGGAUCAAGAAUGUUACGAAGAGUGUCUCAAUGUUCAAGGCUGCCUAGCAAUUGCAAUUGAAGGACGAUCUCCCAAAGAGUGUCAUGUUUACAAUAAUUUAGAUUCAUUAUCAAGCGAUGAAAGCUCGUCUUUCAACACAUAUUUAGUUAAAAUACCGACCAAUUCAUCAUACUUCAUUAAAUUGCCAGGAAUUUAUUUCUCUGGCAAACCAAUUGCUAAAUACGACAAUUUUGCCCUGAAAGAUUGUCAAGAAGUUGUCAAGAGUCUUCCAAAUGCAAUGAAAGUCACCUAUUUACAGGAAAGUCAAGUUUGUUAUGUCUUCUCUGAUGCUGCUAAGAUUGGAAGUUGGAAGAAUCCAGAAAUUGAAGCUAUCUCUUUCCUCGUCAAUUUACCUUCUGAUCCAAAAUAUUUUGCUUACAAACGACUAACUGGACUUACAUUGACAAACGCAUUAUUAGCUCCUAAAGGUGAAAAACUUAUUGGUACUCAAUCAGCUGCACAGUGUUUGGAUAGUUGUCUAAAAACGGAUAAUUGUUCAGCUGUUUCUGUUACUUAUUCAGAUGUUCAAGAUUCAAUUGAAUGUAUUUUAUUGAAAGAUGAUGAGCUCACUGGUAAACCAAGAUUUGUGUUUAAAGAAGACACAGACUUAUUUGUUCGAACACUUCCUACUAAUCUGGUUCCUGAAUUGGGCGAGAAAGAUGACCAUUGUUCUUUACGAAUCAAUGCACCUUCAGCAAAUGACAAUUUACCUUAUUUUGAAAAGGAAAAGUCGAAGAAACAAACUGAACCUAAUUUAUUGGAAAAGGCUGAACAUUAUCUUCAAAAGGCUAACCCAUUUCACAACAAGAAAUCAUCACAAUUGAAUCAACGGGAUGAGGAGGAAAAUAAUCAUGGCGUGUUAAUCCCUCAUGGCCCUGAGUUUGAGGGAAUGAUUGAAAAUUUAGAGGAAGAAGGUGAAGAGCAAGGAUACAGAAAGGAACGAUCAAAAAGGUCUAUUUAUGCAAUGACUUUAAGAGGAGCUGAAGUUUAUGAUGCAGCAAUUGAUCAAAAUUCAGAUAAAAAUCCUCUGGAAGCUGGCGCUGAAGCUGGUUUUGCUGUUCGGGAACUUCUAAGUGGAGCUCUGGGAAUUAGUGAUACUAAUGCGACUGAAAAUAUCUUACUUUCACGAUUUUUGAAACGAGCUCAAGACGUUUCCCAAAAUCCUCGUCUUGAAGAAGAUAUUGUAAGCCAAAUCAAGUCAUCAGCUCGAAAGGUUCGAUCCCAUGAUGAUAAAUCAGACGAUGAUUGGAAACCAUGUAAAAUAACCAAAGGAUCAACAGUUAAGGAAAUUAAAUGUCGCCCUGAUGAAAUUUGCACCCACACUCCUGUCAUUAUUCAUGGGGAAGAAAAGGCUUUGACAAACUGUUCAGGAACCAGAGUCAACAGCACUUGUACGGUUGUUUGUAAAUCGGGUUACAAGGCAGUUAAAGAUAAGCUAGUUUGUGAAGCUCUCGGGUCAAAUCCAACCUGGAAUACCAAAGACGUCUCGUGUGUUGCGGAUGAUUCUAUGUGCUCAGAGCUUCCCUGGAUUCCGUUCACUACGAUCAAACCUGGUUCGGGUGAGAAAAAGCUUAAUUAUAUUGUGAAGUACGAUAUGAAUAAAAAGUUGCCAUUAUUUGGAGUAUACAAAUUUACUGUCAAUGACAAACAAGAAACUAGCAAAUUUGGUCGUCUUCAAGAAACUGACGAUGAUUCAGUUGUGUCACUGCCAUGUUCACAGUUAAAACAAAAUCAACUUUCCAACAUGAACUAUAAACAGAGCAAUUACACAAGAGGUUACUUAGUGCCACCAAGUGCAUUUAUUCACGAUUCAGAUGCUCGUAGAUUAACUAACUACUAUGUCAACACUGCUCCACAAGAACCUUACAUUUCCCAAGGCCCAUGGCAUUCACUUUCAAAUACAAUUCAUGCGUACCUCGAAACAUCCAAACAACCGGGAUUCAUCAUCAAUGGCGUUUGCAGUCAACAAAUAUAUUCACCGGCAACCUCUGCUCUUCCAGUACCUAAAUGUUUCUGGAAAACGGUUUGUACAAGAACUCAAUCAGGACAAGUAACUGCGGCAACAUUUUAUCACGACAAUCAACUAAUAAGUGGAGAUGAGUCGAGCAAAAAGAAGUCUUUGGAGGAAAUAUUCAGUUACACUAAUCCAGAAUUUGUUAAAACAUUGGUUGGCAACAAGGAGUAUGAUUCACUUUGGCCAGAAAUUUUAGACAGAUUCAGUACUUCAUCUAGUAAAACUGUUAACGAUGAAAUGAUGAUUCUUCAAUGUGCUGGAAGUACUAAAAUUGAUCCCAAGCAUAUUGAUUUCUGGAACUCACUUUUAUCAAACGGAACUGAUGUGUCUGGAAAUGACGUUCAAAAUGAUUUAGCUACUUCAGAAUCACAAGCAUCUCCAACGUGGUCACAAAAAUUAACUGAAUCAUCAAAGACCUCACCUAAUGGUUGCGAUAAAAAGCUCAUUGCUUACAUUGGAUUAAAUGAAGAUGAAAUAAAUGAAAAGACAAUCGGACCUUCAGUCACUCAUUUAACUAUACUUGGAGCCGUUAAAAUAAAUGAAAAUGGAAGUUUAAGUUUCGGUAAUGAUACAAAGAAGAUUCACGAUCGACUUUACGCUUUAAAGUCAUUGAAAAGCACUAACCCUUCUUUGAAAAUUAUGAUUGCAUUGGGAGGUUGGGAUAACUCACAAUAUUUCAGCAAAAUUAGUCGAUCACCAAGUCAUCAGAAAAUAUUCAUCAUGGACAUUCUAGCAUUCCUAGACUAUUGGGAAUUUGAUGGUGUUGAUAUCAUUUGGCAAUAUCCUAAUAUUGGAGGAAAAGUAAAGGGUUCAGGAGAAGAUAAAGAUAAUCUGAAUCGAUUAAUGCAAAACCUAAAGGAUUCAAUGGUUGAUCAUCAAAGCAGAAAUGGGCGAAGUCUACCUUACUCUCUUGUCCUAACAGGACCAGGUUUAUAUUGGAUUUUGGAUUAUGGUUACGACCUGAAAACUCUUAUCAACCAUGUCGAUUGGAUCAAUAUUAUGGCUUUUGAUUUCCAUGGUCCUUGGAACUCAUCUUGGGGUGAUUACACUGGCCCAAUGGCCCCCCUCUAUUUCGGUGCACCCGAAGGUUUUCCUGGUAAAUUAAAUAUCGAUGCAAUUGUUAAAAGAUACAUUUGUGAAACUGGUAGACCUGAUAAACUUGUUCUUGGUGUUGGUUUCUUUGGAAGAGCUUGGACCAAUGUUGGAAAUCAUGUGGACGAAAGCAAAGACGAUCUUUUCCGAAAAGCAAGUCCUUUGAAGAAUGGGUCAAAAGGAUCAAUGGUUAGCUAUCGUAAAAUCCGUCAAGAAUGGCUGAGCAAAGGUGAACCCAUUUGGCACAACAAAACUCAGACAAGCUUCAUUUGGAACAGAAUGAAACGUUCAUUGAUUUCAUUUGAAAGUGAAGAUUCAAUUAAAGGAAAGGUUUCUUUCGCUGAAAGUAAAGGUCUUGGUGGACUAAUGAUUUGGUCACUUGAUAUGGAUGAUGAAGAUAAAACAUUAUUAAAAGCUAUCGGAAAUGGUUUAAAAUGCAGAAGUGAUAAAAAUUCAAUUUCUCAUUCUUAUAAAUGUAAUCCAUUAACUGAGAAGAGACAUUGGACUCAAUAUGAUGAUGAUGGAAGUAAAGACCGUUUAUGUGGUAAAAGAGCUCCUUUAAUCAAUGGACACUAUCCAAUCUGUGACCCUGAUGACCCAGGCUAUAGCUGUUGCUCGGCAAGUGGUUAUUGUGGCUCUGGUCCACAGUUUUGUGAAUGUGAAGGUUGUGUUGAUUACAGUUUAAACCCUGAUCGAGCUUUGAAUGAUUCAAUUGCCCCUAGUUCACCUUCGGUUACUUGGCUAACGACCGAUGUAAUUCAAGAUGCUAGCAAGUCAGAUUGUGGUUUUAACGCUCAGUCAUUGGUCAAUGGUUCACGCCCAACAUGUAAUCCUGAUGAUCCACAGAGACACUGUUGCUCAUCAACAGGCUUUUGUGGUACCGGGCCAGAUUAUUGUGAGUGCAAAGGGUGUAUUAAUUUCAAUACCAACUCAACAAACUCUUUUCCUGAGAAAAAUUGGUUCGAUUGGAAUGAUGGCCCUGAAAAUGCAGGCCGGUGUGGCCCUCGUGCUCCAAGAAUAAAAGGUCGUCUUGCCGGUUGUGACCCUUCAUCUGAAACAGCUAAUUGUUGUGGACCUAAUGGCUAUUGUGGCACUGGGCCUGAUUAUUGUAAAUGUAAAGAGUGUGUUAAUUUCACGUUAAAACCUAACUUUGACUGGAGUUGAAAGGUUCAUCACAGUCUGUAGAUGUUAUAGUCAAUAGUAAAUCAGCUUCAAUGUAAAUAAAUUAGCUAAUCUUUGUAUCAAGAAGCAAUAAAAUAAAUCAAAUUACAUCCAAAUUUA
Tetranychus urticae (two-spotted spider mite) is the source of this 7386-nucleotide messenger RNA. RefSeq lists its product as uncharacterized. Gene Ontology annotation, biological process: carbohydrate metabolic process. NCBI's taxonomy places the organism in Eukaryota, Metazoa, Arthropoda, Arachnida, Trombidiformes, Tetranychidae. Gene Ontology annotation, molecular function: nucleic acid binding; metal ion binding; chitin binding. The record is from RefSeq and is a predicted model, not a curated record. Gene Ontology annotation, cellular component: extracellular region.